GUGCAGAGAGGAGAACCCCACAAGCAGCAUGAGGUUCCCUUCAUUGGUGGCUCCAAUAUUGCACUUUCCUCUCCCAACUGGUCUCCACGCUGUUCCUAGCACCAUAAAGACUUCAACUCUUUCUCCUAAGGAAUUUUCUGGCAAUUGUCCAUUGCUAAGCACAUGACUUCAUGAGUGUUCCCCUAAUACACACGCAUGUUGUAACCUACCAUGCAGACUAUUACUUGAUGUGAUUUAAAGCACCUGUAAUAAUGAGACAGGAGAACUUUUGACUGCAUAUUCAAGCUGGUGUGAAAUCUCAGGAAGUUUUAAUGGCUAACAUUGGUGAAUGAGGACAAUUUGAGUUAGGAUGAGACAUUUUUGGGCAAGAUAUGGAAGGAAACAUUCAUUUAGAUGCAUAGGAAUUACUAAGGUUUUUCUAAUCAAGCCUUGAGGAAAAUUUGGCUUUGGAAGCAGGAGAUGCUCAGUGGCUCUGCCCAGGAAAGUCUCCUGGAAAGGGCACCUCUGCUUAUGCUCAAUACAGGGAGAUCAUUAGCAGGGAGGCAAAGUCUGCUCCCCAUGACAUCUGCUGUCCCUUCUUGGACAUUCUAUUGUCUCCUAGAGAGUUCUGGCAUCCUCUGUGAUGUCACCAGUGUUGUAGUGACAACCAGUACCCUAGUUUCUCUCAGUCUGAGUCUGGCAGUUACAAGCUAAGACAUGUUUUCCCGUCUUCGCAAGCGUUUUGGGAGGGGGAACGUCGAUUGUGGAGAGACUAGAGUGAAGGAGUCUGGCCUUUAUCUCAAAGUAAUGAUGGACAAAGACAGCACUUCUGGGGAAUGUGGAGUAAGUUCUGGGCAGUGUAUUUUGAGGUUCCUGUCAGGGUGGCUGCAGGCUUAAGCUGACCUUUCUAGCAAUGGGCCACAAAAACUGGAGCAUCUGCAAAGGAAUUGAAUUUCCAUGAAUAUCACAAUAUUUGAAAGUCAAGGAUUUCAGAACUUUAGUUUCCCCAUCCCCACAGGGAGGAUAUGGUAAGGCCAAUGCUAUUAUACUGUGAAUUUCUGGCCUUUCCUUUUACAGUGCAUUUGUUAUGUUACAUUGAUGUAAUAACACCAUCAGGAGUCAUGGAGGGUCCACCUUUUCUGAGUUUAGACAGGGCAGCAAUGUAUUUCACUAUCAUUGCUUCUUUAAAUACAGUGGAUAUCUGACAGAAUAACAGGGAGAGGAUUGUGCUCCAGGCAAUAACCUUAUGUUCUUAGACCUCCCCUGAUUUCUUCUAACUUGCAGGAUCAUUGUUAGCUUUAUAUAUUAGAGGUUGUGUGUUACAAACAUUUUUCUAAAAUACCAAAACUGUUUGGAACAUGUGGACCAAGAUUCAGCCUGUAACCUAUUGGAACUUCUGGGGCAUUUUUAUUUCAUAUAGGGGCAUUGAUAAGUCUGUUGAACAUGUCCUUCCUGGAAAUGUGUUUUAAAUCCAAAGUUGUUGGCCUAGAGUAUCAGGGUAGGACAUCUGAGUGUCUCCAAUCACUCAAGUUUUGUGGAUGGUGAAUUUAUGGUGAGUUCUGAAACCACAGCAGUGAGGGUCCUGAAAUAAAGCUGUACCCUGUUCAGUUGAUAAUAAUCCUGCAGAAGCCAUCUCCGUGGUACAUGUAAACACGUGAUAUCAGGCAUAGGGAACACCUGGCUGCUUACAUCUCUUGGUCUCUAUAGAGUAGUGGGAGAACUGAGAUCCCCUGAGGAGGUCUCUUAAGCAUAGGCCAAUCGCCUAGCAAUGACACUGGGUUCUAGGCUUGUUCUCCUGUUUAGGCCUCACUGUGGUCUAUGUACACUCUAUGCAUUCUCCCCAUGCAUGUUCACUUGUGCUCUUCUACCUACGGACGCUGGGAGAGAAACAUCAUCACCUGAAACUGCCCUAAGCAAGAAGCAGGCCAAGAAGGAAAAGGAGAGGCUGAUUAAAGAGCUGCAGCUCAUUACCGAGGAGAGAAAUGACCUGAGAGAUCACCUGAGGUUUCUGACAGAGAGAUCUAUGAAAAACAGGCCACACUUCAGGCCAAAUCCAUAUUAUGAAGACCUGGAGAGAAUGGAGGAGGCGGUCAUGUCAAUUCUGCACAACUUAGAGAUGGAGAACACUGAGAUCCAUGAGAACAACCAUAGGCUGAAGAAGGAGAUUACCUUCUCUAGAAACCUGCUCAGCCAGCUCCUGAUGGAGAACACAUGUAGGAAGAAGUUGGUCCCACUGAAGCAGGGGAGCAAGGAGGGACAUCUUGAGUGUGCACUGAACCAGACAUAUUUGGUUGACUUCAACACGAAAGAUAAAGACCAGCAACGUCCAGACCCAGCAUCAUCAGGUCUCAGAAAGUGCAAGAGAGCUGGAAUUGGACACACACCAGUAAGAGAGCUUCCUGAGGAAUAAGUUGCUUUCUCAGGAGUCCCUGAUGACAAACAUCCUGAAUGAAAACACCACUUGAGAGUCAACUUGGGAGACCGCCUUUCAGUAUGUGUGCAAGAGGAGAAACAGCAAUACAUCUGUGCUUCUAAAUGUUCGUUAAGAAUGUGCUGUUUAGAAAUAUUUUUGUUGUGAUUUUAAUUGAAGUUUUUUUUGUUGUUUCAUAUUUAUACGUUCUUGUUACUAUUUUUCACUUUUCAAAUAUUUUUAAAUAUUUUAAUUUAUUCAUUUUAAUCCUGUUUUGUUGUAAAAAUGAAUUUCUUAUGAAUAAAAAUUGAAUUCUA
This is a messenger RNA of Rattus norvegicus (Norway rat), 2706 nucleotides long. RefSeq lists its product as uncharacterized. Lineage: Eukaryota; Metazoa; Chordata; Mammalia; Rodentia; Muridae. The record is from RefSeq and is a predicted model, not a curated record.